This is a messenger RNA of Aplysia californica (California sea hare), 1474 nucleotides long. RefSeq lists its product as uncharacterized. The record is from RefSeq and is a predicted model, not a curated record. The transcript has 2 exons. The coding region runs from base 14 to 1357 and encodes 447 amino acids. Lineage: Eukaryota; Metazoa; Mollusca; Gastropoda; Aplysiida; Aplysiidae.
CAAGCCCGUCAAGAUGAACGCUGUCAUUUUGUUCUGUGCCCUAGCUUUGGCUGGUGUGUCCGCCCUCCCUGCCCACCUGAAUUCUGCUAAUGUGGCAGCAGGGGAUCUACAGAUGGCUGACACCAUUGAAACCGAAGAUAUUCAUGUUCACCUGGAAGAUAUUACCCACGGCAUCAAGAAAGUCACUGAUGUAGCUGCCUCUAUUUUGGGGAAAAGGGACAUUGAAACCGAAGACAUUCAUGUUCACCUUGAAGAUGUUACCCACGGCAUCAAGAAAGUCACUGGUUUCGCUGCCUCCAUUCUUGGCAAAAGGGACAUUGAAACUGAAGACAUUCAUGUUCACCUGGAAGAUGUUACCCACGGCAUCAAGAAAGUCACUGAUGUAGCUGCCUCUAUUUUUGGGAAAAGGGACAUUGAAACCGAAGACAUUCAUGUUCACCUUGAAGAUGUUACCCACGGCAUCAAGAAAGUCACUGGUUUCGCUGCCUCCAUUCUUGGCAAAAGGGACAUUGAAACUGAAGACAUUCAUGUUCACCUGGAAGAUGUUACCCACGGCAUCAAGAAAGUCACUGAUGUAGCUGCCUCUAUUUUUGGGAAAAGGGACAUUGAAACCGAAGACAUUCAUGUUCACCUUGAAGAUGUUACCCACGGUAUCAAGAAAGUCACUGGUUUAGCUGCUUCUAUUUUUGGCAAAAGGGACAUUGAAACUGAAGACAUUCAUGUUCACCUGGAAGAUGUUACCCACGGCAUCAAGAAAGUCACUGGUUUAGCUGCUUCUAUUUUUGGCAAGAGAGACAGUAUUCCAGUCGAGGCUCAAGACACAAACUGGGGUGCUGUAAAAGACGAUGUUAAAGGCAUUGGCAAAGAUCUCGUGAAAUUAACACCAGUUAUUGCAGGCUUGUUUGGCAAAAGAGACACUCUUCAAGUAGAACUUCAAGAUACCAACUGGGGUGCUGUAAAAGACGAUGUUAAAGGCAUUGGCAAAGAUCUCGUGAAAUUAGCACCAACUAUUUCACGCCUAUUCGGAAAAAGAGACAGUCUUCCAGUAGAACUUCAAGACACCAAUUGGGGUGCUGUAAAAGACGAUGUUAAGGGCAUUGGCAAAGAUCUCGUGAAAAUAGCACCAGUUGUUGCAGGCUUGUUUGGCAAAAGAGACACUCUUCAAGUAGAACUUCAAGAUACCAACUGGGGUGCUGUAAAAGAUGAUGUUAAAGGCAUUGGCAAAGAUCUUGUAAAAUUAGCACCAACUAUUUCACGCUUAUUUGGCAAAAGGGGGGCAGAUAUUGAAGAUUUUGAUUUUGGAAAAGUCAUAAAUGAAGUCAAGAACGGUGUGGCAGUCCUUAAACUGCUUGGAUGAAAUGUUGAUAAGUGAGGAAAAAAAAUUUUCAUAAGGUCAAGACCGGUCUUACAGGCCUCAAACUGUUUUGAGAAGGUGAUGAUGAGCAAGAUUUUGACUUGGGAAAAGUUAUUUAUG